Molecule: messenger RNA, 3201 nt
Organism: Folsomia candida
Lineage: Eukaryota; Metazoa; Arthropoda; Collembola; Entomobryomorpha; Isotomidae
Product: BTB/POZ domain-containing protein 2-like
Exons: 8
Coding region: 1845-2855 (336 amino acids)
Source: RefSeq, a predicted model, not a curated record
GAUUCCUUCUGUUGGGUAUCAAAAUUGCUUUUGGCAUCUCAAAAACAAGAUCGAGUUGCUUUUGCAAUGCAAAUUUUGAGCUUUUAAAUGAAUACUGGAACCUGUAUCAUAUUUUAGUAGUUGAAUAAGAUACUUGGGUUUACUAUUAUGACCCGACGACCACACAAUAAUUCAUGCAUUGGAAGCACGGGGGAUUUCCACCACACAUAAAAGGAAAAGUGCAAAAAUCUGCCAAAAAAUUGAUGAUCAUCAGUUUGAAGGAUACCGAAGGUCUCCUCCUUAUAAAAUUUAUUGCUAGAAUUACUACGAUAAAUGGGGUCGCGUAUGCAGGAACCCAAAAGGAGCUGCGUUCUGCGGUUGAAAAGAAACGCGGGGUCAAAAUAAAGAGUUGGCCUUUUUUUAGACGACAACGCGCCACCAAAUACCUCACUGUUUUAGAGAGCUGAUGCAGACGAAAAUCGCUUUACCUGCACAGACCACCCCCCGUGCAGUCCAGACAGGACCCUUAGUGAUUAUUAUCCGUUUCAAACGUUGAAGAAAAACAUCAGGGGGAAACGAUUUUAGGAUGAUAAUGGAAUCAAGUCGUAAAUUUUUGCAUAUUUUCGAGGUAAAUUUCGAUGAUUUGUUGCGGGUGUUUCUUUUAACCGAUUGAGCUGAAGAAAAUCACGACUUCCAAAAUGUUUUUGAAGUUUGUUAUUUCAUCAAAAUUUUGGUCAGAAACAGUGCGGAACAUACCUUUUGAAAAUCAAUAAUAGAACACCCACGUAUACUGAGCAAUAUCACUCACAAAACAGCAAAUCCAUAACAGUCGUUGUGCACGGUUCCAUCUUUUACGGACCUAUAUUAGUUUUCCAUGUAAGAUCCCACAUUUCACGAUGAGAAGAGAAAUCAUGCCCUAAACUCAUGAACCAAACUGCACGCGUAACGACUUGCUAUGGAAAUGUACCCUGCCUGUGUCGAUCAGACAAAGGAAGGGGGAAAGAUUACGCACUAUUGCGAGGAUCACACAGAACUAUGGGUAUGUAGGUACUCGGGCAAACACGCUUUUUCCGAGGAAACUUGUUUACCCUGCAGACAAGGGGAAAGUUCCCGAGACACAGGUUGGUUUCUUCAGUGGUUUUAGAAACAUUGAGAAUUGCACACUUGUCAAAAAUUGGGAGAAAUAGAUCUUUCUUCUCGACAUCUUUACAUUCCAUAUGUUUCCCACAUUUACUCUCAUGAGUUUUAAGUGAAGAUUACAUAAUUUUAAAAAAUUGAAGACAACUAACUACAAAAAAUUGAAUAGUUGUCAAAAACCUAAAAGAAUAGUUUAUUUUUUCCAUAUAUUUCCCUUAUUUACAUAUUUAACUUAAAUAGUUUAGGAAACCUAUAAAUAAAACGAACUCAUUAACACUAUCGGAGGAGGAUACGCUGUUUUCCUCAUAUUUGAUCGACUUUCCGCUAGAACCACGAGUAAACUGGGAUUGGACGUCGGGUCAUGGUGAUCGAUUAGAAAAUCUCGUGGAGACCGGAUUUCGACACGAUUUGACCCUCCAUCUUCGCCCGGAAGGAGUAAGGAUUCCAGUCCACAGAAUCUUCCUCGAGACUGGAUCUCCCGUUCUGAACGACAGGAUCACUCCUCUCAUGGACGAAUUAGUCGUGGAGAAUGUGAGCAGCCAUAUUUUGAAGUUGCUCAUCAAGUACUUGUAUACCGGGAGAGGUCGGACGUUGUUGAGGUGGCCGAUGUACCGAAAUUAAUCCUGGUGGCGGCACAAUUUAAAAUCCGCGGUUUGUGGGAAGAUUGUGCUGCCCUGUUGAAAGGAGAAAAUGGAUUGGAACACGUGUUGUCCUUAUUUCAAAGUGGGAUGGAACACGCUUUCGGAGAUAUUAUUCAGUCCACCCUCGAAUUAAUUUGCAGGAAUGCCAGGAAAGUUUUGAAAUCUGAAGAAUUCACGAAUCUACGACUUGACUGCUUAAUCGAAAUUAUUCAGCAGGAUUCACUCAAAGUUGGAAAUGAGAUAGAGGUUUUUGAGGCCGUGUAUCGCUGGGGUCUGGCCGAAUGUGCGCGGCGCUCGUUGGAUCCCAGCAACCCGGAAAAUCUCCGCUUCUGUCUGGCCAAACCGUUGAAUUAUAUUCGGUUCCCGUUAAUGGAUCCCGAGGAGUUUACGCUUGUCGUGUCGAGCAAGAAACUGCUCAGCCUGGAGGAGUCCGUCGAACUCUUGACCACUUUUCUCGUCCCGGCGGAACGGAGAAAGUUGCUCCCCGCGGGGAGAUUUAUUUCAAAUCCACGCUUCUACAUAACCGACCCCGGUAAUGGGAUUUUCAUCGGUCGGAAAUUUACUAGUAGUUCGAGACAAGUUCAAACUGUCUUCUCUCGCUCGGGAAACCCCAACGGGAGCGAAACCAUCACAUUUAAGUCGACUCAUGCCUUGAUCCUGAAAUCCAUUUGUGUUCCGAAAGCAUUAUUCCAAACUCACGGGCCAUCCUACGUGUACAGCUAUACUUCUGUAAAAGCCUGCGUCGUCGCGUCUUCCAAAGGUUUUGCUUCAAACGGAAUCCCCUGUGAUGAAAGCGACCCAAACGUUUUAGGCAUUCCGCUUAAUCCGCCGAUCAAACUAGGCACUGAAGGAAAACUCACUCUUUCAUUCUCCGGAAAAUUAAGUUUCCAUCAAACCACGAGCAACGCGUGCAGCUGGACCAGCCUCAGUUUGGGAGAUGUUUUCCCGUCCGAUGGGUUCAACAAGGUGGUCACAAACUACGGAAAUUUCCUUAAUGUGGCCGAUUUUGAGGGGGAAAUUCAGAUCGAACGACCUCCCUGGCACGGUCUUCCUUUAAAUUGUGGUAUUAUAGAAAUGUUGGAGUUCGAACUAGCCUGAUUUCCCGGUUCGGAAAAUAUUAUCAUAAUUUAAUCAGCAUACUCACGGAAACUUUGCAAAUGCAAAUAAUUUCGCAAAUUCGGACGCUAAAUACUUUAAACAUUUCGAAUAAUUCAUAAAAACAGGUUAAAAUUUGAUCUGAUAGAUUUGCGAAAUCGUAUUUUGCGAAUCCAUCGUGCAAUAUUUUUUUUAAGCGUAUGGAGAAAGCUGUAAAGGGUAGACUCAUGUUAUUUUUUGCUCAUAUAUCUUAUUUACAUACUAUUAGUCAGUACAAACGUAUUUAUUUAACUUAUCAUGUUUAGUUUUCCAACAUUUUUUAUGUAGUUUCAAUAAUUACUAAUAUGUA